CUUGGUCGUGCCGUCCCGUGCUGCUCGAGGCUCCCUGCCGCUUAAACCGCCACCGCUCAGCGACGCUUUUUGUUUUGUGCCCAAUGCGAGUGUGGCCGCAGGGUUGAUUUUGUGAGCGCCGACGAGGCUGAGCUGUUGGCCCUGGUGAGGGUGGGGGGCGAGGUAGGCUGUGUGGUGGCGGCGGCGGCACACGCCGUGUGGGCCAGUGCUGUUGAGGCGAGCGGGUCGGCGAAUCGCGGUCGACGUUUUGUGGGGGAAAGAUUUGCGAGGUGGUUUGGAGAUCGCGGUAAAGCAGGUGGGGCUGACAGUUCCACUCGCUUGUACGCACUUCAUGUGGGAGGAAAGCCCAAUGAUUACUCUGUGUACAGGUUUCCUCCCACACGUAGCAAAUACAGACUCCUUCUGAAACGUUAAUGUUGAGUAUAUGUUGAACUUCUUUUGCAGCGUACGUAGCUGACCGCGCUAAUCGGAGGUGGCGCUUCCCCGGUUGAACAUCGGAUAUCCACAAUUUAACUGUGUGAACACCAACAUGAGUGAAGGGUGGCCAUAGGCUCCUUGGAGGAGCAUGCACCCAUUUGGGAACGAAGAGGCUUAUUCAGCGCAGGAACUCUUUAGUUUUUUCUGCCGGAACCUGUGCAAUGGCAGGUGGGAGCUGGCACGUGCCUGCCUCCCACGACUCUGUGAAAACCAGGCUUCUCUGGGACUCGAUGUGGCACAGCUACUGGAGGCUGUUGCCACGCAACCUCACUACUUCCUAGGUGAUUGUCCCUACUCUGCAAAUUGUUUGGCGAUGAUCUGUCUUCAUGAGUUGGAGCAUUUAAAAGGUGGUGCACUGGAGGGCCCCUUGAGGUUGCUCCAUCAAGAUGUCGAGUUCCGGCUGCUGCUCGACUCCUGCAGCUGCCAGAUCCCGGCUGACGUCGCACAGAAUCUCUACCACUGUUUCCAGCAGACCCAUUGCCUGACAGGCAGUGAGCAACAUGACCCCGAUGUUCAUCUCUCAAAGGAAAGCAAAGCAUUUCUGCAAAAGAUAAUUGACCAAGACCCCUGGAUUGGCCAUGCUAUCAUCAGCAGCCUGAAUGCAGAGAUGUCGCAUGGCAGCAUCCACCAUCCUGCCCUGCAACAGUUGUUUGUGGAUUCUAUUCUGGGACACCUGGUAGAGCUUCGAAAGAGUUCUAAUUCGGACAACCCCAGUGAUACAAGCGAUUGCAAAGUGCGUGAAAUUAGAGAGCGCUUAUAUUCAUGUGUGGCCACCUUGAACUUGAGUGCCCCAGCAAGGACCGUGGACCUUGAGAGGUUGUUUUUGGAGCUCCACGAUGCUUGCCAUGGUGCCGAAAGCAUAUUGAGCGAAACCCGCUUACUCAGCUGCCUUCUCAGACAGGGAAACAACUUUCUAGUCAAGCAUUAUUGUGCAGUUGUGGAUGAAGAGCACAGAAAGAAGAGUGUGCAUGAAAAUGCAUUGUUUAGUGCAGUCGAGGGGGAUGCGGCAUAUGGUGAUCUGCAGGAGGGAGAGAAGAUGGUGCUGUCCCUCAUGUCGCAUCCUGACCGGGCUCGCACCUGGAAAGAGCUCUAUUUUUACUGCAUUGCCAAUGGAAAACAUUUCCUAGAGCUCAUCGUGAUGGCUGCCUUGCAACUCGUGAAGCGAGGUGACCUGGGGACGCUGGGGCAGCUACUGUCGGGUGAAUUGGAGCCCCUGUGUCGCCUGGUUUUGCUCCUGGGGUGGACUCACUGCUCCACCCCGGAGUCGGCCCGCGAGCUUCUGCGCACCCUGCACUGCGACAGGGGUGUCCAUGGAGACCGUUUGCUCGCGAAUGCCUGCAACAGCCUAGCGUCGCAGGUGGACGUUCUGCAGUGGUGCAUCCGCAAGAGCAGCAAAAACCUCAGUGUGCAGGACCUAGCGCGGCAUUUGCACAGUCAGGAGCAACAUUCUACCCUCUACCAGCUUCACCACCUCACAGACCUCCUGGGGCUGCAUGAGGCGGAGGUGCUGGCUGUGCUACUCAAACCCAUGGUCACCGACACAGAGCAAGACGCUGAAACUUCUUCUGAAUUGCCAACAUUGGACCAGCAAAGAAAUGUCGCACUGUUUCAUAGUUUCUGUGCCAUGAAGCAUGCUAUUAGCGCCUUAUGCCUAAAACAUUUACCUUCCAGGCGACCAUCCAUUUCCCAUGAAACUAACACUAGUCAGACUGUCACUAAUCGGUGCAGCUCCAAUCAGGACAUUACCGAGAAAGAUGCUGAAAGGACUACAUCUAGCUUGGAAGGCCAGACAUCUGGAGAAUGUUGUCCAUCACCGCUUGAUAAUGCUGAAACCAAUUUAAAUAGCUUGGACUGCCCAGUGGAAGACUUCUCGACCAUUGAGUGGCACUUUGAGCAGUGCCACUCUCACUUGAAGCAGAUUUCCCCUCCAAAUCUGCGAUUGGAGGUGAUGGAGAACAUUUUCUCACUGCUGUUUGUGACAUUUGAAGACCUCGCUGGUGAAGGCGUUGGCACGGAGAGCGACUCGGAGGAGUACGUGGAGGACGCGACGUUUGAUCAGUGGGCCGCCGAAAGCCUGGAGAGCAGUGUGGACAUCCUGAGCUGCAGCCCGCCCGACCUUGAUGACCAAACUUCGCAGGCUCGGGCAGAGUUGCAGAAGAUGUCGCUUCAGAGCAGUACGCUUUCCAACAAGUCGCCAACCUCUCAUGGCACUUCUGCGGAAACAAGCGCAAAAAUCGAUGCAGAGAUCGCUGACGCUAGUCAGAGCAACCCACAGAAAGUUAAGGCAGCCUUGAAACGUUUUGCCUUUUCUUUGAAGAGGAAGUCGGGAUUUAUAGUCGAUGAGCAUUCUACUCACAGUAUACUCUGCCUUUUAGAGGAAAGCCUGGAAACAAUCAAAGAUGAAGGCUGUCCCACGCAAAGUACACUGCAGCUUGUAGACUCUGUUGUGUCUUCCGUUAGUAUGGACUUCUUCAGCCACCGCCUUUCUCGCCUGUCAAAUUACAUCAGUGAGGCACACUGGAGGUACAGGCUGAUCUUCGCUAAUCGUUGCACAGGUCCGCACAAAGGCCAGGAUUUUUCAAGAGAACUUAAAAGGAAAAGGUCUAAAGGCAAAAGGUCUACACAAUCACAACAUAAAGAGUGGAGUGAAUGCAUAAAGGAGGCAUGGAAUAGUGACAUUCCUACAUCUGCCGCAGAGUGCAGCAGUGGGGGCUCGGAGCGGACCGGCCAGAGCAGACUGAAUGAGCGGUCAUCAUCGCGGCAAGAGAGCCGAAUCAUCCCACUCAUGCUCACGCCACCAGAGUCGCUCCUCACUGCGUGCAUUCUACAGGAGAACUAUGCUCAGGCUCAACAGGUGGUGGCCAUGUUUGGACUCGGUUCGGCGCAGAGCCUCGAUGAGCUGCGCUUUGCUGAGGAGUACGGGGCACGCGUGGCUGAGCUGCAGCGGCUGGAGGUCCAGGCCAAGGCUGCGCUGCCGGCCCGGCGCGUCCCCAGCCCCAAUGAGCCACUCGAUGUGCUGCAGUCCAUUGCCACCGCUGCGGCUGCGGGCGUGGCGUCCACGUCCGUGGUGGGCUCCGUCGAGCGGCUGCUGACCCUCGUGCCGGACUACUUCCCUCUGCCUCCCGCAUUGGCCGAGGCGGCUGACGCGGGGGUCGGGGUCCCUAGCCGGGACGCGGCGCUGCUGAGACGGCGCCUCGCCGAGUGCCCGCCGCCCGCGCUGGUGGCGUUUGACCUGGCGUGCACGCGCAGCACCAGCUGGAAGACAUGUCGCACGCUCCUCGAGGUGGCGGAGAGGAGGCUGCUGGCGGGCACCGUCGCCGAGAGCCGAGGCAAGAAAGGAGAUCACAAAGCGAGCACAGGAACGUCCAUUCGGGGAUUUCCAACCUUCCUCAAGCAAGUCAGCAAAAUAAUCAACCACACGCAGCCAUCGGGAGCCAGCGAUGAAGCCGACCUCUCUUCACACUUCAACGUGAGUGUGUCUGAGCUGCUGCUGGCUUGCCCCGGGCCCCUCUCCGCCGAGCACAUGGAGACCCAGCUCACGGACAGGGCCCGCGCCGACUGCAUGUUGCUGCGCAUCUUUGAAGCUGUCGGCACUCAAAACGUGCAGGGCGACGUGGUCGCUCACCUGUUGAAGAACUGGGCCAAGGCGCCGUCAGGAGAGAGCGAAUCUAUUCGCCAUCUCAUCAAGCAGCUGCUCAAGGUGAUGGACCCGCAGGAGGUGCUCGGGCAACCUACAGAGCCGGCUCCUGCAUACCUUCAUCGGCUCUUCGACUACCUCAACGUUCUGUCCAUGAUCAUCAUCAGAAGCCAAGGCCGGGAGACUGAUUCAUUGGCCAAUGUUAAACCCACAAACACGCUGGUGCUGCUCCAGAAGAGGCCAGUGGAGCUGCUAUCCCAGCUGUUGUUCGAAGAGCAGACACUGCCCAGCAGACUCGAGGUGCUCAUAAAGGAGGAGUGCCCCCCUCUCGCCCUCAACCUGAGGCGCGUCAUCUUAGACUGCUGCUGCCGGCCCCUCCCACUGGGUGGAGCCUCGCAGAGCCCCGCCAAUGCCACCUUGGCUGCCCAGGUGGAAGCCAUUCUGCACGGAGCGGUGGGCUCCUGCCUGCCUGCCCAACUCGAGCUGCUGCGUUUGAGCCCAGGCCAGAAAGCUGAAGACACGAGUGAAUCCAGCCAGAACGUCUGCCAGUAUUCGCUCACCGCCGUGACGCUAGCCUAUCUCAAGGAGGUGAGCCCCUUGCUUGCAAUGGUGGCAUGCUUAACCGGGGACAAGCGGCCAGGGGACAAGCGGAAAGAAAAGAAAAACAAGAAGGAACGGCCCCUUGAGAUCACGUCACUGCGCCGGGAACUCCAGCACCUGAUGCUCAACGACUUUCCCGUUCUACACGAAUAUCUCAGCAGCACAGCCGCUCUGCUUGGGCACCCUCCCACCCUAAGGCAGAUGGCGACAGAGGGACAGACGAAGGGCGAGGAUCUCUGCGAGUGCUGGCCAGGCUGCGACUGCUGUCCCCUGCUGCUGUGCGGCCUGCACGAUGAGCGGAGUGCGGCCGUGAUUGCGCGAGCGUUCGAGGCGGCAAUGUCAGCCCAAGACUGGGCCCGCGCGUUGAAGCUGCUCGACAGAUUCGGGCGCGAGGACGCUGAGUGGGACCGCUUGAGAGAUGCGCUUCUGUGCUGUGCUGCUGCAACAGAUAAAGAGGGCUGGCGAUUCUUGCUGAUGAUGCGAGGGUCUGAGGUGCGUGCUCGGGUGGCUCUGUGGGGCCUGGAGCGCUGGCCGGCCGAGCAAUGCCUCGACCUUCUGGAGCUGUGCAUGUCCCAAGGUGACACUGCCCCCGACCUCCAAGAGCAGCUCAAGCUCAAGCACCGCGAGAUCACGCUCUACAGCACGAUACAAAACUUCUCCAUUCUUGAAAAUUGCACAAGCUGGACCGAUGUGGUGAAGGAAUCAAUUCAAGAUCCUGCACGCGUUCUAGAGGGUCUGCUGAAAGUAAAGAAGUUUGCAGUGUGCAGAGAGUGGGCCCAGCUAUACAGUGUGGGAGCGGACUGUCUGCUGAAAAUCGUGGAGGAGGAGGUGGCCCACUUACUGGAGAAGGGCGACACGGAGCACGCACAGCACCUUCUGGAGUCUCUAGGAGAGGUGCAAACGUGCCAGAGCGUGUGCGAGCGGCUGCUGGAGCAGUUCCGCAGCGUGACGGCCAGUCACUUCCUGUCCGACUACCUGAGCACACACUUCCUGCCUUCAAUGUCCCCUGAGCAGAAGAAGCUUACUCAAACCAUCUGGAUUGGGACACAGCUGUUGCUGGACCUGCCUCAGUCGGUGCACGUGCACUACCAGGAGCUGGUAAGUGCGCCUAUGCUGCUGCUGGAGCAGCUGCUGAUGAACAUGCGCGUUAACUGGGCAGAGGGCGCCGUGCGGACCCUGCGCACGCUGCUCAUAGGGAGGUUCGUGGACAUCGCGAGCGAGGAUGUGGACGUGCUGCUCUCAACGUACGCUAGCAAGGCGUUGGAGUUCCCCUACGUGUCCCAACGAUCCCGCAGUCGACAAGACUCAGAUGGCAGCACACCUGACUCUGGAAUGUCCAAAUUUGGAAGCUCCCCUGAGGCCACCAAGUCUGGUUCCCAAGCCUCAGAUAAAGACGGGUCGAGUCCAGAUGGCUCUGUGGGUUCCAUACCUGGCCCACGGACUUCCACGCCUGUGGAGAGGAGAGCCAGACUUGCAGUACGGACUAACAGUUGGUCUCCACCGGCCACCAUACCUACCAAGAACGAUUGGGUGCUGGACGAGAAGGCUCGCGUGUGCAUGGCUUGUCAGCAAGAGGCCUUCAGCAUGUUCAACAGGCGGCAUCACUGCCGCCGCUGUGGCCGCGUGGUGUGCACCAGCUGUUCGAGCAGGACCAUGGUGGUGGACACCUACAACUCGGGGCCUGUGCGUGUCUGCUCACAGUGCUAUGACUACUUCCACAGUGAUGGACCUACUGAAGGUGAAUCUCCAAUAGAAGGUGAACCAGGGCAGGAGGAGGUGACAGACUCGCCACUCCAGAUUAUUCUGCAAGCGGUAGAGGACAAUGUGUGGUCUAUGUCCUUGAAUACCUCCACCAGUCAGCGCAUUCGUGAGGAAUUCUACUACGAUCAGGCGCCCAGCGCGUCGCUGUGUGUGGCCCUGCUGAAGCUGCACAGCAACACGGUGCAGUGCAGCCACCAGCUGAUCGAACACUGCCGCGAGCUGUCGCUCACGCUCAAUGAGCCCGAGGUGGACAGCGUCCUAGUCAUCGGCAUCAUGCGCAACCUGCUCUUCAACGCCAAGAUGAUGUUCUCCUCCGCUGGCCACAGCCAGGACCUCGGCGUCUGUGACAGCUACAUAAGCCGCGUUGACGUGCUGAAAAUCCUGGUGUCGGCAAGCUACCGGCUCAUCCCAUCCCUGUACGACAUCUUGCGUCCCAGCGCUGUCACGAGACUGCGCGAUCAGCUGAUCCAGGACGAGCGAUACCUCCUCGCGAUUGAGGUUUCGACCAAGUGUGGGCUGGACACGAGCGGGGUGUGGAGUGCCUGGGGCAUGGCUUGCAUGCGUGCGGGCUGCCUCUCCUCGGCUCGGGAGAAGUUUUCCCGUUGCAUGAGGCCACCGCCAGACCUGAACCAAACGUCGAUGGGUUCCACUGUCCUGCAGGAAGUUGUGCAACACCUGGAGAGCAUCAUGCCGGGCAGUCUGUCGAUGGACGACGACGUGAUGGCUUCGCUCAACGAGCUGGAGUUGCUGCUGAAGGUGGAGGGCUCUCCUGUUGUUGCGCCGCAUUCUCCCAAAGCCCCGCCACGGGACACGCGGCUAGAGGAGUGCCUCUUUUACCUCCAGCAUUACGGGACGUACCUGGCGCUCGUCAGCUUCUACGGUCGACACAGCCGUUACCACGAAGCCCUCACCUUUCUGCUCGAAAAGAACUGCGCAGAGCACGUGUUUGUAGAGGGCCUGCUCGUGCCCUGCCUGGGCAAGGGCCAGCUUGAUGUGCUGGAGAAGCAUCUGGAGGAGCUGGAUCCCAGCCUGCAGCGCUGGAGAAAAUACCUCAUAGCGGCCUGCAAAUCUAUGGACAACAAAAACAUGCCCAAUGUGCUCUAUGCCCUGCAGUGCUUCAUGAAGGACAACGUGCGAGCAGCGAUGACGUGUAUCAACUUCUUCAGAAAAGGUGCAAACUCGUACGCUGAGCUUGCCACGCGACUGGAUUUCCUGGAGAGGGCCAAGAACCACCUCAAUGUUGCACUGAGUGAACAGCAAGUGAAGGCACCGACGAGUGGACCGGCUGUCAGUCGCAUCUUGCCCGGCUCCUCAUCCACUCCGAGCCAGAAUGCACCUUUCACUCUCAAGAUGUCCAAAAUACAGCUGUCAAGGAACAUACGCAGAAUUGAGCUGCAGGUUGAGGUGACCCGCUUUCUGAGCCAGUACGAUACAGCGAGGGCGAAACCUCCGCCCACCCUAUUUGACGACAACAACGUGAAGAGCGAGGUCGCUGGCCUGCUGAUGCUCUCUGGUGGAAACGUGGAGGUGGGAUUUGGAAAUGCCUUCCGAAUUAUACAGGAGUUUCAGUUGCCGGCGCUGACGGUGUACACUCGGGUGGCGAGGCGCCUAGUGGAGGAGAGGCAGCUGCACGAGGUGGAGACACUACUGCGUAAUGUGUCCGAGUCCGGUUCGGCAGAUCCCAGUGACUGCGACUCGAUUGCCCUGGACACGGUCCGCGCUGUGGCCGCCGCAACCGCAGCACAGCCUGGCACGGGACAGCUGCAGGUAAAGGAGAUUGAAAAUCUGAUCAUGAAGAUAAAGAAUAAUUCUGCGAAGAUUGAGGCCCACCUGCUGUGUGGAAAACUGCGUGCUGCUUACCUGGUCGCCGUGAAGCUGCCGAGUAGGGAUGCAUCACGCUGGGUGGAGACGAUCCGCAAGCGAGCCGCUGAGCUGGAGCAGGCUGUGAUGGUGGAGCUGUGCGAACGAUGGCUGAGCACCCACGGAGACACGGCCCCGCCGCCUGGCCAAUCCAAAACCUGAAUCUUCGCAAAGCAAUGACUGCGAGUCGCCGCUCUAUUCGUGUUACCCACACUAAUGUAAAAUUACCCCCGCGUGCAUUUCAUUUUCCCGUCACAAGCUCCCUUGUUUUGUAAGAACUGACGGGCGGUGCAGGGACAAGUGGAACCUACUUCCAUUUCACUUGCCAAAGUUAGUUUUCCGUAAAGUGAACUGUUUAGAGGCCUCCAUUGUCAUGGGCAAUGAUUAAAUGGUGGCUUGUUGUCAUGUGUGCCUCUUGUGCUGACUGUGCCGGGCCAAGUAAUGAGUGCACCCUGGUUAUAUUUGCCCCAUACUAUCCUUCAGGGUUAUCAGUAAGUGCCCUUAAUAGGUCUGUUUGUGGUUAUUUGUUUCUCUGUGACCCUUCCCUCUCUUUGACACUCAUUUGUUUCAAUAGCUGGUGGUGGUGUUAGAUAAAUGCUAAGUCAACUUUCUUGGCUUUGGGCAAAAUUGGACGCUGCCUGAUCUCGGCAGUUUUGCAGGCAUGCACAAAAGGCUGAAUGUGGAAUGCUGCACUUUAUUCUCGCUUGAAUUAACAUUAGGAUCUUGUUUCAAGAGUCCUGUGCUGUAAUCUUUGUAUCGUUAAUCUGUGGAGCACAUGCACCACAUUGUGCUCCGAAAGGCCAUUAAUGGAUGCAAAGGGACAAUAGUUUCAUACUUACCGACUCGUGCUCCUGCACCGGCGGUUCUGGGAGACAACCCGACAGCCGUAUCGGUGGUGGAGUCAUUUUUAUAAAUGUUAACAAUAUGUUAUUGCCAAAUUAUACAAAUGUGUUUUGAUAAACCUCGUUGCUGACUGUCACUGCACGGUAUGUUACUUUAAAUUCAAAUAGUGAGAUGAAUGUAUUUUUCUGAAGUUUUGUAGACUUUAUACAUUUCAACUGCAGUUGAGCCUUGAACGACUAUAUCCGAAGGUGCUCCGAAUAGACCGCUUUGUAUUUUAAGGUUAAUUUCUUUGACCUCACUCCUGAAUUAGAAUGCAUAUUUUACAGGUAUUAGAUGACGCUGGCCUGUACUUGAUCACUCUCUUUGGUCAUCUUUUGUAAUGUACAGCAGAGUGGUUAUUUAUUGCAUAUUCAGGGAUAACGUUUUCACUUUAGCCGAUAAUGUACAAU
Petromyzon marinus (sea lamprey) is the source of this 9627-nucleotide messenger RNA. Lineage: Eukaryota; Metazoa; Chordata; Hyperoartia; Petromyzontiformes; Petromyzontidae. The record is from RefSeq and is a predicted model, not a curated record.